UGCGGACCCUUCAGCUGCCAUGAAGCUUCGAAUAACCCUUUCCUCGAGCGGCGUGCUCUCGGUGACUACUUCUCCCGUGGCACCAUUCCAUCGGGACCCAACAUUGGGGGGCCCCUCUUACAAACUAGAGAUUGACUCGCAACCGACGCCGUCUUCUAUAUUCACAAAAACGAAAACAACUCAGCGCUCUGUCUAUGAUGCCGCUCGCCAGAGGGCAGGCAUCUUGCCCGGAGACUUGAAGGAGGUACUGCUCUACAACGAAAACGGGGAAAUGACAGAGGCGUCUAUAUCGAACGUCGCUUUCUUCCGCGAGUCCUAUUGGGUCACGCCGCCAUCAUCCACAGGAUGCCUACCGGGUGUACUGCGCGCAUGGCUUCUAGAGCAAGGGAGGAUUCGCGAGGCUACCUCUCGUAUCAAGAAGGACGAUGUCCGGGAAGGGGAGUGGGUAAUGCUCACAAACGGGGUCCAUGGGUGUCGCUUUGGAAAGGUAGUUGGAGCGUAGGAGUUUCCAGACUGCAUCGUCCGUAUGGAUUGCGGGUGCUCGUCGUA
Messenger RNA from Schizophyllum commune H4-8, 549 nucleotides. Its product is annotated as D-aminoacid aminotransferase-like PLP-dependent enzyme. The coding region runs from base 20 to 502 and encodes 160 amino acids. The record is from RefSeq and is a predicted model, not a curated record. NCBI's taxonomy places the organism in Eukaryota, Fungi, Basidiomycota, Agaricomycetes, Agaricales, Schizophyllaceae. Gene Ontology annotation, molecular function: catalytic activity. The transcript has 3 exons.